Messenger RNA from Cokeromyces recurvatus, 678 nucleotides. RefSeq names its product alpha subunit of riboflavin synthase. Gene Ontology annotation, molecular function: riboflavin synthase activity. Gene Ontology annotation, biological process: riboflavin biosynthetic process. The record is from RefSeq and is a predicted model, not a curated record. The coding region runs from base 1 to 678 and encodes 225 amino acids. The transcript is spliced from 3 exons. Lineage: Eukaryota; Fungi; Mucoromycota; Mucoromycetes; Mucorales; Mucoraceae.
AUGUUCACAGGACUUGUCGAACUUAUGGGUAAAGUCUCUUCCAUUAAGGAAUUAGACAAUACUGAAUCAGGUGGAAAUGGAUGGACUAUUACCAUCUCGGAAGCUUCAGAAAUUUUGAAUGAUUGUCAUUUAGGUGACAGUAUUGCUAUCAAUGGUACUUGCUUAACUGUGACUGAAUUCAAUAAAGAUUCUUUCAAAGUAGGUGUUGCACCUGAAACUUUAAGAUGUACAAAUUUAGGUGAUUUAAAGGUGGGAGAUAAAGUGAAUUUAGAACGCGCUAUGGAUUCAAAUAAGCGAUUUGGUGGACAUAUGGUUCAGGGACAUGUAGAUACGACAGUUAAGAUCAUUCAUAUCAAACCAGAAGGAAACUCGAUUUGGUUCACGUUUCAAUUAGACAAAGCUGAUAAAGAUAAGAUGAGAUAUAUUAUCCCUAAGGGCUUUAUUUGUUUAGAUGGGACUUCACUUACUGUAUGCGACGUGGAUGAUGACCAGUGUACAUUUUCUAUCAUGAUGAUUGCUCAUACACAAGCUCAUGUCAUUAUGCCCUCUAAAAAGAUUGGAGAUAGAGUGAAUGUAGAAGUGGAUAUGUUGGCUAAAUAUGCUCUCAAGAGUUUAGAGGAUGCUAUUAAAAAUAAUGAAGGCAUUGAAAGCCUUGUAAAGCGUGUUUUAAAAGCAUAA